Molecule: messenger RNA, 2852 nt
Organism: Xenia sp. Carnegie-2017
Lineage: Eukaryota; Metazoa; Cnidaria; Anthozoa; Malacalcyonacea; Xeniidae
Product: targeting protein for Xklp2-like
Exons: 9
Coding region: 80-2593 (837 amino acids)
Biological process (GO): activation of protein kinase activity; regulation of mitotic spindle organization
Cellular component (GO): spindle; microtubule
Source: RefSeq, a predicted model, not a curated record
UAUUCACAUUAUACUAUUUUGAAUUUUUUUUCCACACCACAAUCUGAAACUCAUCAUUAAAUUUUCGACUGACUAAAAAAUGGAAAAAUCUAUUAUCGAUCCGAAGUUUGAGUACGAAGCGUGCAAAUUUGUAGAUUUCGCGAAAUUACAAGAUGAAGAUGACACAGAUGUUGAUUCUUGGUUCGACAAUAGACGAGGAGAUGACGAAGGUAUUGUUAUUCCAGAAGAAAUUAACGAAGCUCCUCUAAAGGCAACCCCAAAACCAGAGAGAAACAGCACUUCAAAUAAAGACACGUUGCUUAAAAAAAUGGGAACAGAAGAAUCAAUUCAUGACAACGACAACGAAGUAGCAACAAAACAUGAAAUAAAAAGAGAGAAUGUUCAAAACGCAAUUGAAAUUGUUGAAAAUCACCAUGAUAUUACUGAGAAAAAGCCUGCAAGUUUAUCAAGGAACGAGGAAGACAAAUGUGAACCAAAAAUUGUCCUAGAAUGCCAAGAGAUGAAAAGCAUGAGAAACAGUAAGAAUUCUGAUGAUGUCUCAUGUCCAAUAGUCCAAACUGAAAAUGUGCAGAACCAGAAGGAAGUGAAUGAUGAGGACGACAAAGUUCAACAUCAUGAUUCUCAAUUGAAAGCAAUUGAUAAUGUGACAGAAGAAAGUAAUAUUGAUGUUGAGAAAGGGAAAGAAACAAUGGACAAUGAGAAGAAACAAAGUGAAACUGUGACUGUAAAGGAAAUUCAAUUAGAUGAUACCAAGAACAGUGACACAUCAUCAGAAACAUCUUCUACUGACCAACCAAGAAAACCAGAAAGUUUGAGCAGGGCUUCGAAGAGAAGAAAUCGUUCUUUGAAUUCAACGGGACUUGCCAAUGCUGCUAAAAGGAAAAGGCAGACAAGAUCAUCUGCAGGAAGUGAGAGAAGCCGCCGUUCAAGAUCAAGAUCAAAUAUUCCAGAGUUGAAACCCCAGGAAGUCACUGUACCUGUAACACCACAAUGCCUGAAGCGUCAGAAAACCAACAAGCCUACAAUGAUCAAACUGAAAACAACCGAAGAACUUGAGAUGGAAUGCAUUGCUAAACUUCGCAAGCAAACCAAGAACCACAUCAAAGCAAAUGAGAACAUGAUGAAAAAAGCAUUUUCAUGUACCUCGGUUAAGCCAGUAAAAACAAAUUGCAUUAGUCUAACACAACCACAGGAGUUUAAUUUUCAAACUGAAAGAAGGAUAAAGCAAAAUCCAGAAAUAUCAAACCAAUCAUCAGACACAGUUAGUGAAGAUGUUGAAAAGGGAUUUUGGAACAGUUUAAGACAACAUCCACCUUCACCGACAUGGAAAAAUCGUAGUGUAACAAUACCAAAACCUUUCAAUCUGAGUAAUGGUGGACAAAAGAAACGCAAGCAUGCGACAAUGGAGAAAGACGCCGGUGUAGACAGUGAUUCAUACGUUCCCGUAGCUCUUCAAGUUUACAAGUUUCAAACUUCAACGCCUCCAAGAUUUCAUACUAAGGCAGCAAACGAUAAAAACAUGCCCUGUGCAAACAACCCAGAACACAGUAAUGACAAUACGGUUGUCACGAAGACAAAAUCGCGUAUCGUCCCGAAGACACCGAAUCUGAGCACCAAGACGCGCUCACGUCCCGUUGGUAGUGACGUGUUGAGUUGGCAAGAACAAGAAGAGAAAGAAGUUGAAAAAAUGAAAAACUAUACCUUCAAAGCAAAACCGUUUGACCGUCGCAUUGUAGAAUGCGAUGGCAUGUACGGAAUCCCAGUGAAAUAUCACGAGGCUAUCGCACCCACAAAACCUGAACCAUUCUCGUUCGAGUCUGACGAGCGUCAACUAAAAAGAAAAGAGAAAUCAUCUACAGAGGAAACGACAGCAGUGAAUUUCAAAGCGAUGCCGCAACCAAAUUUCGAGAAAAUUUUCCGGCCUCAACUGAAGCACGAACACACAGAACCGAAACCGUUCUCGUUUAUUGAGAAAGACAAAGAAAGAUGGCAGAAAAAAGAAGAGAAAAUCCAAGACGUCUAUAAGGAAGAAGAAAAGCUAAGAGAAUUCAAAGCUCAACCGUUACCAUCAGAUUCGCCGGAUCCAUUGCCAGCUGUUGCAACGAGAUGUGGUACAAACAUGAUGCCAUUUUCAUUAAAUACUGACAACAGAGGAGCGAAAAAGGCAGAAAAAUGGAUACAGAAGAUUAAAACAGAACUGGAAGAAAGUCGAACGAACGCCACUUUCAAAGCAAAGCCAUGUAAAGUUGUCCACGACGCUCCAUUUGUGCCGCAGAAAUCGAAGAAACCUUUGACUGAAGUCAGCGAGUUCACAUUGAACACGAACAGUCGCGCGGAGCGACACGAAGAACUGGAAAUGAACAAGAAAGAACGCGAACAGAUUGACGAAGAAUUACGAAGAGAGCGCGAUGCUCAACGAGAGAAGGAGGAACAAGAAGCCCUUGUUAAGUUGAGGCAACAAUUGGUUCAUAAGGCUCAACCGAUUCACAAAUACAAGAAUGUAAAAAUAAAACCGAGCGAUAAGCCACUGACCGAAGCUCAAUCGCCCGUUUGGAGUGAAAUGAAGCGACGUAGAGUUGAAAACACAAGAUGAACGCUGGCCGUUAGCACCAUCGUCCUGAUCAUUAACUAAACUGAGGCUUAUUAAUGAUUUUUUAAGUAUAACUCUAUUAAUUUAUAAAUACGACUAGCUAAAUUAAUACAAGGUUAUAAGUUCUUGUAUUUCUCGUUUUGUCUUUUAUGUAAGUAGAAAUCAACGAUAAAUAUCUUUAUUCAUUGUAACAUCACGUAGAUUCACGAUCAUUGUACUUUGGUAAAAUUUCUUUAUAAAUUUAUCAUUGUUUAGAUUUUUA